Molecule: messenger RNA, 1563 nt
Organism: Xiphias gladius (swordfish)
Lineage: Eukaryota; Metazoa; Chordata; Actinopteri; Istiophoriformes; Xiphiidae
Gene: epd
Product: ependymin
Exons: 6
Coding region: 312-953 (213 amino acids)
Biological process (GO): cell-matrix adhesion
Cellular component (GO): extracellular region; lysosome
Molecular function (GO): calcium ion binding
Source: RefSeq, a predicted model, not a curated record
GAUGCUUUCGAAAUUAUGAGAUAAACAUUGCACGAAAACAACCGAAGACAGCUGCACAAUCACAAAAGAAAAGAGGGACAGAAAAAUCCUUUUACUGGGUCACCACCCGCCGGGACAGGGACUAAUUUGUUUAGACAGCUUGAUGUUUGAAGUCUAGGGGGCAGUUGUUAAGGCCUUUUUACGUAAUGCGCCUUGACCGCCCCAAACCGUGGCUCUAUAAAAGCAGCAAUAACUUAACUGAAAGCUAGAUGAGCUUAGGGUUGUUUUUUGCCAUCUCGAACAUUGUUUUGUGACUCCCCUGGACCAGGAAAAUGUACGCAGCUGUUACGCUCUUCGUCUUCGUGUGCAUGACUGCGACCGCCCAUGCCGAGCACCAUCAGCCUUGUCAUUCACCCAAUAUGACAGGAUCCAUGGCUGUGAUUACCAUGAAGGGUGAAGUAAAGGCAUCUGGUGCAUUCACUUACGAUUCAAUGGGCAAGAGACUACGGUUCAGAUCAAACGAGAGCCACCCCUUAAACAGCUCCAUGGGUUUGGAUCUACUGAUGUUUUUUGAAGAGGGGAUAUUCUAUGAGAUUGACAGCAAAAACCAGAGCUGUGAGAAAAAAGCAUUGCAAUGCACCAUGCAUCCUCUAGCUAUCCCCGAUGAUGCCAGGUUUUUGGCUACGCUGAACGUUGGGAAUCCAUCCAUUGAAGGGGAGGGAUUAAAAGUCAAUGUAUGGACAGGAUCAAUGUCAGACAUGAAAGGCCAAUACUCUAUGUCUGUAACUAUGGGAUGUUUGCCUUUGAGCGUAUUGUACUUCAGUGAGCCCACAUCCUUCUUAAUCAGCCACUCUGACAUUGAAAUCGAGAUCAAGGAUCCUGAUCUCCUCGUGGUGCCUACCUUUUGUCAGGGACAGCCUGUGGAAGAGACACCUGAAGGGACAGUAAACAGUUUCCUCAAUAGUUUCAUGUAGAUGAAGCCUCACCAGCAGAAAAAUCAAACCCCUAUCCAAGUGUGGCCUGCCAGAACUUUAGACUUCUCUCUCCUUUCAUGUGUGACUCGAGUUUUUCGUGUGACACUGCACUGCAUCACAUCUGUUUCCAUCACAACUUCCACUCCCCUAUGAAGAUAUGGCUUUGAAUGGAUCAUACUGUAUACAUACAUUUUGAUAUAAAGGAAAGAAAUAUGACAUGGAUUAUAGAAGUAGUCAUAAUUACUAACAGUUGGUGGCUUUUCAAGUCGGUACUGCUUACAAAACCUGUAAGAUAUGAUUAAUGGAACAAUAAAAUGUCAAAGCUGUCAAAGGUGUAGAGAUCAUUUUUUUCUUCCAAGAUUACUUCUUUGUAAAGUGUUUCAUUUUGGCCUGACACUGUACAACUUUUGGACACAGCCGUUUUGCAGCAAGAAACCAUUUCAGAACUGUACGGCAAGAUUAACCCACUACGGGGAAGAAAUUAGCUGAUGAGCCCAAACUGAUAACCAAACAUUGUUCUAGAGUGUGUGCAUUGUGACCUUUCACCUCCAAAUAUCAGAAUUAUAAUGAUUAAUAAUGAUUUGACCCAGUAACUACACAGUAUAGCACA